UUCCUCCGCAUUGACACUUUAAAAAUCCCAAUUUUCUUAUCGCACAAAUAAGAAUGCUUACAAGGUUAUCUACUUCUUCUUCUACCCUUCCUUGUCUGUUACUCCUUUCAUCUUCCUCUCGCUUCUCUCCUCUCACUUCCUCCCUCUUCGUUCCUCACGAAAUCCCAAUCCAGCACUUCACAACAUUUCCCUCAAAUUCUAGACAACCUCGCAUGUUUACAACGCCCAUGAGUUGGUUGGGGAAGCUCGGAUUAGGGUUUGGAAAUCGAGCUUCAGAAGUUGCCAUGGAUUCAUCUUCUUCAUCGAUAGCUCAAGGUCCUGAUGACGAUAUCCCUGUGUCUGGUCAGCAGUUCGCGCAAUUCGGUGCUGGAUGCUUUUGGGGUGUUGAAUUAGCUUUCCAGAGAGUUCCUGGAGUUACGAAGACGGAAGUUGGUUACAGUCAAGGACAUCUGCAUAAUCCGACGUACAAUGAUAUAUGUACGGGUACGACGAAGCAUUCUGAGAUUGUUAGGGUUCAGUAUGAUCCAAAGGAGUGCGGUUAUGAGAGUCUGCUUGAUGUGUUCUGGGAUCGCCAUGAUCCAACCACGCUCAAUCGUCAGGGGAAUGAUGUGGGGACACAAUACAGAUCAGGAAUUUACUACUACACGCCUGAGCAGGAGAAAGCAGCAUUGGAGUCUAUUGACAAGCAGCAGAAGCUCUUGAACAGGAAGAUUGUUACUGAGAUUCUUCCGGCGAAAAAGUUCUACAGAGCAGAGGAAUACCACCAACAGUAUCUUGAAAAAGGUGGCCGAUUUGGGUUCAAGCAGUCUUCUGGGAAAGGUUGCAAUGACCCAAUCCGAUGCUAUGGCUAAGUUGCAGGUCCUCCUGAUGCUGUUCUUAUUUUGAUGUUCGUCUCCUAAAUACUUGUUAAUAGGUUUGUGCAUCCUUCCCGGAACUGAAAUAUCUAAGUUGUCAUUUAUAUUUUGUAAUGGUAGCAGUCGUAAGUAGCUUCUAAACCAAGUUAUGUAUUGUUCAUGUCCAUCCAUACAUUUUGUUUGUACCUUCUAGCUGUAUGUUUAUGUAGUGACUCUAUCAUAUCUGAUUCACAUGGGCAUUUCGGCUUUAAGUCCCUAUUUGGUAAAA
Molecule: messenger RNA, 1122 nt
Organism: Macadamia integrifolia
Lineage: Eukaryota; Viridiplantae; Streptophyta; Magnoliopsida; Proteales; Proteaceae
Product: peptide methionine sulfoxide reductase A1-like
Exons: 2
Coding region: 54-851 (265 amino acids)
Biological process (GO): cellular response to oxidative stress
Cellular component (GO): cytoplasm
Molecular function (GO): peptide-methionine (S)-S-oxide reductase activity
Source: RefSeq, a predicted model, not a curated record